UACAUUUCCCUGAAUGCGUUGCGCUCUAUAAAUAUUGUGCACUUAUGCCCCACUUACUAGGGCUCCCAGUGAUGUGAGAUUGUGCCGAGUACUGUUAGCUCCUCCUUUGGUAACUGUGUAGUGAAUUAGGUCUGCGGGUUUGUAAUAUGGAUUUUCUGAACCAAAUUGAGGAUUAACGCGCUGGUUUUCAGUCUUUCUGUCAGUUAUUCCAAGAGAGGAUUAUUUUCUUUGACAGGAGUUAAUUCGAAUGAGGAAUGUCUGACAAGAUGUCCAGUUUUCUACAUAUUGGGGAUAUAGUUUCUCUGUAUGCGGAAGGGUCAGUGAAUGGAUUCAUCAGCACUUUAGGCCUUGUUGAUGACCGCUGUGUGGUUCAGCCAGAUGCUGGUGAUCUGAACAACCCACCCAAAAAAUUCAGAGACUGUCUCUUUAAGUUAUGUCCUAUGAAUCGGUACUCUGCUCAGAAACAGUUCUGGAAAGCAGCCAAACCUGCGUCAAACAGCACUACUGAUGCAGUACUCCUGAAUAAGCUACAUCAUGCUGCUGACUUAGAAAAGAAACAAAAUGAGUCUGAAAAUCGAAAGCUACUGGGAACAGUUAUACAGUAUGGCAACGUUAUUCAGUUGCUGCAUUUAAAAAGCAAUAAGUACCUAACUGUGAAUAAGAGACUUCCUGCCUUAUUGGAGAAGAAUGCUAUGAGGGUGACUUUAGAUGCUGCAGGGAAUGAAGGUUCUUGGUUUUAUAUACAGCCUUUCUACAAGCUCCGUUCCAUAGGCGAUAGUGUUGUAUUGGGUGAUAAAGUAGUCUUGAAUCCUGUUAAUGCUGGGCAGCCCCUACAUGCAAGUACUCAUCAGCUAGUAGACAACCUGGGCUGUAAUGAGGUUAAUUCUGUGAACUGCAACACAAGCUGGAAAAUUGUAUUGUUUAUGAAAUGGAGUGAUAACAAAGAUGAUAUCCUGAAAGGGGGUGAUGUUGUAAGGUUGUUCCAUGCUGAGCAGGAAAAGUUUCUAACUUGUGAUGAACGACAGAGAAAACAGUACAUUUUUCUGAGAACCACUGGACGGCAAUCUGCUACUUCAGCAACAAGUUCCAAAGCACUGUGGGAAGUUGAAGUUGUGCAGCAUGACCCAUGUAGAGGUGGAGCUGGAUACUGGAAUAGCCUUUUUCGCUUCAAGCAUCUUGCUACUGGACAUUACUUAGCAGCUGAGAUGGAUCCAGAGCAUGAGACCUUGACAAAGCUGCAUGCUCCCCAGGAAAAAAUGAUGUACACACUAAUUUCUGUGGUUAAUGGAAAUGAAAUAUCUUCAAUUUUUGAGCUAGAUCCAACUACAUUGCGAGGGGGUGACAGCUUUGUCCCAAGGAACUCCUAUGUCCGAUUGAGACAUUUGUGUACGAAUACGUGGGUUCAUAGCACAAACACUCCAAUAGACAAAGAAGAAGAAAAACCAGUAAUGCUUAAAAUUGGUACCUCUCCAGUCAAAGAAGAUAAGGAAGCAUUUGCUAUUGUGCCAGUUUCUCCAGCAGAAGUUCGUGACUUGGACUUUGCUAAUGAUGCCAGUAAGGUAUUGGCUUCUAUUGCUGGAAAGCUUGAGAAAGGCACUAUAACACAGAAUGAGCGGAGGUUUGUUACAAAGCUGCUUGAAGACUUGGUGUAUUUUGUAGCAGACGUACCCGUUAACGGGCAAGAUGUAUUGGAGGUGGUUGUCAAUAAGCCCAAUCGAGAGAGGCAAAAAUUGAUGAGAGAGCAAAAUAUCCUUAAGCAGAUUUUUAAGCUGCUACAGGCCCCGUUCACUGAUUCUGGCGAUGGACCUAUGUUGAGACUUGAGGAACUUGGAGACCAAAGACAUGCUCCUUUCAGGCAUAUAUGCAGGCUGUGCUACAGAGUGUUACGACAUUCUCAGCAGGACUACAGGAAGAAUCAGGAGUACAUAGCGAAGCAGUUUGGCUUUAUGCAGAAACAGAUUGGUUAUGAUGUACUGGCCGAAGACACAAUUACAGCAUUGUUACACAACAACCGUAAACUCCUGGAAAAGCACAUAACUGGUGCCGAAAUAGAUACCUUUGUUAGUCUAGUGAGGAAGAACAGAGAGCCAAGGUUUUUGGAUUACUUGUCUGAUCUGUGUGUGUCUAUGAAUAAGUCUAUUCCUGUAACCCAGGAACUCAUCUGCAAAGCAGUUCUGAAUCCAGCGAACGCAGAUAUUCUGAUAGAGACAAAGCUUGUUCUGUCCCGAUUUGAAUUUGAAGUGGCUACUAGUGGUGAGAAUGCAUUGGAGGCAAGUGAAGAUGAAGAGGAAGUGUGGCUGUUCUGGAAAGAUAGCACAUCAGAAAUUCGCAGUAAGAGCAUUAGAGAGCUUGCUCAGGAUGCCAAAGAGGGACAAAAAGAAGACCAAGAUGUACUCAGUUACUACAGGUAUCAGCUGAACCUUUUUGCUCGAAUGUGCCUUGACCGCCAGUACCUUGCGAUCAAUGAGAUAUCCGGGCAGCUGGAUGUGGAUUUAAUUCUUCGGUGCAUGUCUGAUGAGAAUCUUCCUUAUGAUCUGCGAGCUUCAUUCUGUCGUCUGAUGUUGCACAUGCAUGUGGAUCGUGAUCCUCAAGAGCAGGUGACACCUGUAAAAUAUGCCCGCCUCUGGUCUGAGAUACCAUCCAAGAUUGCCAUAGAUGACUAUGACAGCAGUGGAACAUCCAAAGAUGAAAUCAAGGAGAGGUUUGCACAAACCAUGGAGUUUGUGGAGGAGUAUUUGAGAGAUGUGGUGUGUCAGAGAUUUCCUUUUUCUGACAGAGAGAAAAACAAGCUCACUUUUGAGUUCAUCUUGAAUGUGAGGCUGGACUAUCGCAUUUCUUGUCUACUGUGCAUAUUUAAACGAGAAUUUGAUGAGAGCAACACUCAGACAGCUGAUUCCACUCCGUUAUUGUCUGUUGGAAACCAGGAGGGACCAAGUAACGUGCCAGGUGCUUUGGAUUUUGAACACAUUGAAGAACAGGCUGAAGGAAUCUUUGGAGGAAGUGAAGAGAAUACACCACUGGAUUUGGAUGACCAAGGAGGUAGAACAUUCCUUCGGGUACUGCUGCACCUCACAAUGCAUGACUAUCCUCCACUUAUUUCUGGAGCACUUCAUCUGCUGUUUAGACACUUCAGCCAGAGGCAAGAGGUCCUUCAGGCAUUUAAACAGGUACAACUGCUUGUAACAAGUCAAGAUGUCGAGAAUUACAAGCAGAUCAAACAGGAUCUUGACCAACUCCGCUCCAUUGUGGAGAAGUCUGAGCUGUGGGUUUACAAAGGAUUAUGCUCCAGUGAACAGAUGGAUGUGACUGUAGGGGAAAAUGAGCACAAGAAAAAGGUAGAUGGUUUGGGAAGUCCUGUUUCCGAUCAGUCUCAUAAAAAUGAAAGCACCAGCAGCUAUAACUAUCGGGUUGUUAAGGAGAUACUGAUUCGGCUUAGUAAACUUUGUGUCCAAGAAAAUUCUUCUGUCAGAAAAAGCAAAAAGCAACAACAGAGGCUAUUGCGGAAUAUGGGUGCACAUACUGUGGUACUAGAAUUGUUGCAAAUACCAUAUGAAAAGACUGAAGAUACUAGGAUGCAAGAGAUCAUGAAAUUAGCUCAUGAGUUUCUUCAGAACUUCUGUGCUGGGAACCAACAGAAUCAAGCUUUACUUCACAAGCACAUUAACCUGUUUCUAACCCCAGGGAUUUUGGAGGCUGUGACUAUGCAACACAUCUUUAUGAAUAACUUUCAGCUCUGCACUGAGAUCAGUGAGAGGGUAGUCCAACACUUUGUGCGCUGCAUAGAGACCCAUGGCAGGAAUGUCCAGUAUAUCAAAUUUCUGCAGACUAUUGUUAAAGCAGAAGGGAAAUUUAUUAAGAAAUGUCAAGACAUUGUCAUGGCAGAGCUUGUCAAUGCUGGAGAAGAUGUUCUGAUUUUCUAUAAUGACAGGGCUUCUUUCCAGACGCUGGUGCAGAUGAUGAGAUCAGAACGAGAUCGAAUGGAUGAGAACAGCCCACUUAUGUAUCAUAUCCAUCUUGUGGAGCUGUUAGCGGUCUGUACUGAAGGGAAGAAUGUGUACACAGAAAUAAAAUGCAAUUCUCUUCUUCCUCUAGAUGACAUUGUUAGAGUGGUGACGAAUGAAGACUGCAUUCCUGAGGUGAAAAUUGCUUACAUCAACUUUCUCAACCAUUGCUAUGUUGACACAGAAGUAGAAAUGAAGGAGAUAUAUACCAGCAAUCAUAUGUGGAAACUAUUUGAGAACUUUCUUGUCGACAUUUGCAGGGUUUGCAAUGACACUAGCGACAGGAAGCAUUCAGACAAAGUACUGGAAAAAUAUGUCACAGAAACCGUGAUGGGCAUUGUCACCACUUUUUUCAGUUCUCCAUUUUCUGACCAAAGCACAAGUUUACAGACUCGUCAACCUGUCUUUGUCCAGCUGCUGCAAGGUGUGUUCAGAGUGUACCACUGUAGCUGGCUUUUGCCAGGCCAGAAGGGGUCCGUGGAGAGCUGCAUUAGGGUCCUGUCAGAUGUGGCAAAGAGCCGUGCUAUUGCCAUCCCAGUAGAUCUGGACAGUCAGGUCAAUAAUCUGUUCUUGAAGUCUCACAGCAUUGUUCAGAAGACUGCAAUGAGCUGGCGAAUGUCUGCUCGCAAUGCUGCUCGCAGGGACUCGCUUCAUGCUGCUUCACGGGAUUACAGAAAUAUUAUUGAGAGAUUGCAGGAUAUUGUUUCUGCACUAGAGGACCGUCUCCGUCCUCUUGUUCAGGCAGAACUGUCUGUAUUGGUAGAUGUUCUUCACCGUCCAGAACUUCUGUUUCCAGAGAACACAGAUGCUAGAAGAAAGUGUGAAAGUGGAGGGUUUAUUAGCAAGUUGAUAAGACACACGAAACAGCUCUUGGAAGAGAAUGAGGAGAAACUGUGCAUUAAAGUACUACAGACCCUUCGUGAGAUGAUGACAAAAGACAGAGGGUAUGGUGAAAAGCUUAUUUCCUUUGAUGAAGAGUUGGACGUUACUGAGGUUACUUAUUUUGUGCUUCUGCUGCCUACUUUUCCUUGUUCGAGACAGGUCCGUCGGGAGAACUGGUAUGAAGAAGGAGAAUGUUCAGAACAGGGGAAGAAGCACUAUGCGCUACAAAAGGAAGAACGAAAAAAACAUGGACAACAUUUGGCCCAUAAAGAAGGCCUUCCAACAGCAAGUAAGACAUUUGUAACAAAUUUGUCUAGUCAUUAUUUGACUGAAUCUGAAUAUAGUGUUUUGAGUAAGGGACUAACUUUUAUCCCUGCUUCAGAUAUGAAUAUAGUUGACUUGAUUCUAGAUUUUAAGUUGUUUACGAGAAAUCUAAUGCUAAAAACUAUGUAUAGACAGGUGGCUGGUAUUAAGCCUUCUGACCUCUCUAAGUUUGUUAAACCAAGUUGCUAUACACCUAUACUUUCGCCUGUCAUUAAUGCUUUUGAACAAAUAUGCAUUGCUGACAUCUAUGAAGUAUAUAGCAAUGCACAAUGUGAUAAGAGAACUUUUGGUAGGAAUAAUCUUAAUAAACAAGAAUCAUGUGCUUUGCGUGAUUUAGAGAAGAAUGACAAAUUAGUUAUACGACCAGCUGAUAAGGGUGGCCGGAUUGUGGUGUUUGAUGCUGAAUUUUAUAAUCAGCUUAUGGGAGAAAUGUUGUCAGAUGUCAGUUUUUAUGAACCCACAACUUUACAGAAAGUGAAGACCAUGGCACUUUCUAUUAGUAAUGAAAUUAAGUUGAUGGGGAGCAUGGAUUUUAAAUUGAUGUUAAAGGAGAGAAUCAGGGAGCAUGUUUAUCACACUGCCAAAGGCUCUAGGGUUAAUGCCCUAGCAAAACAUGUUAUAGAGAAAGGUACCAACCACAGCUUCAAGUUCAUGGUAAUAUCAAAAGCUAUUGUUAGUGACAGGUUUAGUGAUGUCAGUGGAAGAACUGAAGAACUUGAAGCUAGGUGGAUUGUUAUGCUGAGGGCUACUUUUGGCCAUGGUUUGAAUGACAGUAUGCCCAUGAAGCCAACAUUAAAGAAAAGGAAACUACACAGGAAUUCUGGAAUGUUUUCACAACUGAAUUUGGAAUGUCUUCCUCGUACGCAAAAUAGUGUUGAAGGAUGGCAUCAUCGUUUGAAAUGCCUAUUGGGCACUCGUGCCACCGAUUUAUGUGUUCUAUUGUGCACUUUGGCCCGGGCACAAAACAGAGUUGAGGAAGUAUGUCUUCGUAUGGAAGGAGGGUUUCCUCCAUCACCAAAGAGAAGGAAGCAUUCAUUUUAUUGCCUACUGACUGAAGACAAAAAAUCUGAAAAGUUUUUCAAGGUGUUUUAUGAUCGUAUGAAGCUGGCACAGCAAGAAAUCAAAGCUACAGUAACUGUGAACACCAGUGACUUGGGAAAUAAAAAGAAAGAUGAUGACUUCAUUGAGAGGGAUGUUACAGUUCGUAAGAAAGAAAAAGAAAAUACCUCUCAGAUUACAGAAGAAGUUCGUGAGCAGUUGCUAGAGGCCUCUUCUGCUACCAGGAAGGCAUACAACACUUACCGGAGAGAAGCUGAUUCUGAGGACCACUUUGCAUCUGUGGAAGGACUUUCCUCUUCAGGAGACAAAGACAGAGAUGAUGGGGAAAUGAGUGCUGUGAUUGCUAUAAUGCAACCAAUUCUCAGGUUUCUACAGCUGAUGUGUGAAAACCAUAACAGAGACUUGCAGAAUUUCCUGCGGUGUCAGAACAACAAGACGAAUUAUAACUUAGUGUGCGAGACGUUGCAAUUUCUGGACUGUAUUUGUGGCAGUACUACCGGAGGGCUAGGUCUUUUGGGACUCUACAUCAAUGAGAAGAAUGUGGCACUGAUCAACCAGACACUGGAGAGCCUGACUGAGUACUGUCAAGGGCCAUGCCAUGAAAACCAGAACUGCAUAGCUACUCAUGAGUCCAAUGGCAUUGACAUCAUCAUAGCUUUGAUUCUUAAUGACAUCAACCCACUGGGAAAGAAGAGAAUGGAUCUGGUGCUAGAACUAAAGAAUAAUGCUUCAAAAUUACUUCUGGCAAUAAUGGAAAGCAGACAUGAUAGCGAGAAUGCAGAGAGGAUCCUAUACAACAUGAGGCCCAAAGAGCUGGUAGAGGUGAUAAAGAAAGCCUAUCUCCAGCGAGAGGUAGAAUUUGAAGAGGGAGAAAAUGGAGAGGAUCAUGCUGCAUCUCCUAGGAAUGUUGGACAUAAUAUUUACAUCUUGGCACACCAGUUGGCUCGUCAUAACAAGGAACUGCAACAUAUGCUGAAACCUGGGGUACAAAUGGGAGAAGGCGAUGAAGCCCUGGACUUUUAUGCCAAACACACAGCACAAAUUGAGAUUGUUCGACAAGAUCGCACGAUGGAGCAGAUUGUGUUUCCUGUACCAAACAUCUGCGAGUUCCUUACCAAGGAAUCAAAAUCAAGAGUUUAUUAUACCACAGAGCGAGAUGAACAGGGGAGCAAGAUAAAUGACUUCUUCCUGAGAUCAGAAGACCUUUUCAAUGAAAUGAACUGGCAGAAAAAACUGAGAGCUAAACCUCUCCUGUAUUGGUGCUCUCGGAACAUGUCUUUCUGGAGUAGCAUCUCCUUCAACCUUGCCGUUCUCAUAAACCUGCUUGUUGGAUUCUUCUAUCCCUUUGAGGGAAUCAAAGCAGGAAUAUUAGACCCUCAUCUGUCACUUCUGGUUUGGAUGGCUAUGAUCUUGUCUUUUGGGAUCGUAUUGGCACUACCAAAGCCUCAUGGCAUUCGAGCAUUGAUAGCUUCGACAAUUUUACGCCUAAUAUUUUCAAUUGGUUUAGAACCUACUAUAUUUCUAUUAGGCACUUUUAAUGCAUGUAACAAACUUGUAUUCCUGAUGAGUUUCGUGGGAAACUGUGGAACAUUUACAAGAGGGUACAAGGCAAUGAUACUAGACGUGGAAUUCCUUUAUCAUCUUGUGUAUCUCCUCAUUAGUAUAUUAGGAAUCUGUGUACAUGAGUUCUUUUACAGUUUUCUGGCAAUUCCAAUGCAUUUGGUAUUUGGGACUGCUUCCAAGAUAAUUUUGGCAGAGGUAAUGGAAAAAGAAUACUUGGGGGUGGAAAGUCAUGAGGAACAUCAGGAACAUACCUGUGAAACUCUGCUGAUGUGCAUUGUUACUGUACUGAGUCAUGGGCUGAGAAGUGGCGGUGGUGUUGGAGAUGUGCUUCGAAAACCAUCCAAAGAGGAGCCACUGUUUGCUGCACGGGUGAUAUAUGACCUUCUGUUCUUCUUCAUGGUGAUCAUUAUUGUACUGAAUCUGAUAUUUGGUGUCAUUAUUGAUACAUUUGCUGACCUGAGGAGUGAGAAACAGAAAAAGGAGGAAGUACUUAAAACUACUUGCUUUAUUUGUGGUCUUGAAAGAGACAAGUUUGACAACAAGACUGUGACAUUUGAAGAACAUAUCAAAGAAGAACAUAAUAUGUGGCAUUACCUGUUUUUUAUUGUUCUGGUGAAAGUGAAAGAUUCUACAGAAUAUACUGGCCCAGAGAGUUAUGUAGCUGAGAUGAUAAAGGAGCAUAACCUCGACUGGUUUCCAAGAAUGCGGGCAAUGUCAUUGGUGAGUAGCGAUUCCGAAGGAGAACAGAAUGAGCUCCGCAACCUUCAGGAGAAGCUUGAGUCUACCAUGAAAUUGGUCACCAACCUUUCUAAUCAGCUAUCAGAACUUAAAGAUCAGAUGACUGAGCAGAGGAAGCAGAAGCAGAGAAUUGGCCUUCUAGGACAUCCUCCUCAAAUGAAUGUGCAUGCACAACAGCCUGCGUAAGGAAAGCAGAACAGAUUGUUUUCUUACAAAAAAAUCAGGACCAAGAGCUAUAAAACUGAUGUGACCAGAACGAAGAGUUGAUUGUUUCUCCUGUAAUCUCAACUCUUAAAGAACUACAUUAUUUUUGUGAAUGGUGGGCGCAUUUCAUGGGCUCAGAAAUGCCAAACAUUUUGAAAUGGCCUUUUCCAGUGGAAUAGAAAAAGCAGCAGGACUGUACUUGAUAAAGCUAAACUAACUAUAGUGAUGUAGGAAAGGUGUUUUGUAUUUAAAUAUUAGUCCAGUAACCUCUGUUUUGUAUUUUAAUACAUUUGUGCAAUAUGAACAUUAUGCAACACAACUUGUUUUUGUCUUAGAGAGACAAUAAGCACUUCAACUUGAACUAGGCUAUUAACCUAAACUUUUGUCACUGUCACAAGAAUGGAAAACUAAAUUUACUGGUAGAUUCUCAUUUGCCAUUUAGCACGUGAUAUCACAGCCAGACCUCUGAGCAGUAAUUUCUGAGGUGGGAGCUGUCUAGUGUGCACCAUUCAGUAAUGUGCCCACUGCUACUUGUGGGGAAAAAUAUCCAGUACAGCUGUACACACACAGCAAAUAAUUGCUGGUCAAGUUUUUACUUUUGCAUACUGGUGACUCUUCUUACAAAAGGAAACUGAAGGAGUGAAGAAGGAAACCGUUGCUGAUAUAAACGAGAGAGACAUUGCAAUCUUGUCUGCAUUUUUACCCAAUCCAGAAUAUAAAUUAAAAUAGCAAUGGAAAUGCAAGUUUUGCAGCCUUUUAACUGUACAUUUGCACUUCCAUUCAAAAACAUUAGUGUACUGAAGACUGUGCGUUUUAUUUCUCUGCUGUUGCCUUUUGGGAAAUGAAUUUGGAAAUACUUAUAUCAAAGUAAAGCCAUGUUACUUAUCAUUGGAAAAAGCACUUUGUACUGUGAAUGACAAUUUUAUAUGCAAUCCCUAUCCAGAGUAUAGAAGGGCUGAAGAAUUGAUAUGAAAUAUCAUUGUUUUGUCUUGCAUUCCUUUUUGGGAAAUGUUGUGACUUGAUCUGUAUGUUUUUGACAGUGAGCUCAUCCUUUCAGGGCACGUAGUUGAGCACUGACAAAUAUGUGAAAGAGCCACAGAUGUCUGCUACUGAUUUGUUAACCACUUUAUUUUUUUUUCAGUGGCUAAAAAGUGUUGAAAUGUUAACUUUUGUUAUGUAUGUAUGUUGCCUAGUUUUCUACACAAACCUCAUCUGACAAGAGUCUGACUCUGUAAUAGCAGUGUUAAAAAAUAAAGGUUUAUAUGUAUAAAGAAGUUCACAGAGCACUACUAUUUGAAGGAAAAUGCAAGUGAAGUUGUAAAUGUAUAAAGAUUAUUUAAAUAAAUUUAUAAAUCAAGAA
Messenger RNA from Protopterus annectens (West African lungfish), 10131 nucleotides. It is a transcript of the gene ITPR1, whose product is annotated as inositol 1,4,5-trisphosphate receptor type 1. Bases 255 to 8753 code for a protein of 2832 amino acids. Gene Ontology annotation, molecular function: inositol 1,4,5 trisphosphate binding; inositol 1,4,5-trisphosphate-gated calcium channel activity. The transcript has 56 exons. Gene Ontology annotation, biological process: calcium ion transmembrane transport. Gene Ontology annotation, cellular component: endoplasmic reticulum; membrane. The record is from RefSeq and is a predicted model, not a curated record. NCBI's taxonomy places the organism in Eukaryota, Metazoa, Chordata, Ceratodontiformes, Protopteridae.